CAGUGCGUGUGACCAGGGUUGACCUGGGGACUACAAAACAAGGAGAGACUCUAAGCGGAAAUGACGUCACUUUCAUAAAAAGUAUGGCGCUGGAAUAUCGUUUUGGCUCGGUUUGAUCUCAUUUCAUUUUGGGUCGACGUUUCCAGGAAUUAUUUCUGUGUUUUAGAUGGCAGGUAAUCAUUCAUAUGGAGGAUCACAAGGGAGUAACAUAUAUCUAAAUACAGGUAUGUCAGCCUCAGGACAAGCCUCUCAAAUGGCGGGGUCUGCAUUAGUCCCACCUUUAUCACAACAGCAAAUGCAUGGUCAGGCAGGUCAGACCAAUCAGCAACAAAACGCUCAACAAUCCAACAUGCUGCCCCAGUCAGGUGGUGGAAUGUUAUCACAAGGAGGAAGCAGUCAGUUACCAAGUAAUGUCGCAGGAAGCCAACAAGGUGGUCAGCUCCCUAAAGAGGUCAAUAGUGUUUCCUUGUGUCGACUCGGUCAAGAGAUUGUACAUGACACAGUACAAAGAGCUGCAGAUAUCUUCGGUAUUCUGAAAACCAUAUCAUUGCCUAAUGGUGCUUCUUAUAAUGUACAACAAUACCAAGAGAAGAAAAAUAAACUUGAUGAUCAAAUGAGGAUUUUGAAUUUAGGUUUCCGCAAACUACGUAUCAUUUCUGAAAAAGUAGAAGAAAGCACUGGUCCAAGAGAAGCAAUGUUUUCUUCUGAAAAUCUUAUACCAAUUUGUAACAAGGAAUAUAACACAGAAUUCCUUCGAGAUGCUGAAAAAAAUAACCUUUACCAUAUUGUUUCUGAAGAACACAGAGACAUGGUUGAUCGAAUACAAUUGAAAAGCCGUCAACUGAAGGAAGUUAUUGAUCACAUCCGAACAAUAAUUUGGGAGAUCAAUACGAUGAUCACUAUGAGAAAAACUGGCUGAUUGAUUGAUUUUCUAUGAAUCAUCCUGAAGAAAACUUCCAUUGGUCCUCUGAUAGGUUAUAUGUACCACACUGGACAGCUGAACUUCACUUUGCACUGGACUUGGUCAACAUUCUACCAUUCCUGGUCAAAACUGACAUAAGAAUUUACUCCAGAUGUGCUGCAUUUUCUAAUGUGCACAGUCUGCCUAAGCCAGUUUCCUUUAUCUGGAAUAUAAAUCUGAGGUUGUUGCAACAACAAAGGAAUAUUUACCUUGUGUCCAACAAUAGGAUAUUUAAUUCUUAUAAUACAAAUCUUUGUAAAUAUCACCAAAUAUAUUUGCCAUUAAAGUUUACUUUUUUUAAACUUUA
This is a messenger RNA of Octopus sinensis (East Asian common octopus), 1268 nucleotides long. RefSeq names its product mediator of RNA polymerase II transcription subunit 30. Gene Ontology annotation, biological process: positive regulation of DNA-templated transcription. The coding region runs from base 167 to 919 and encodes 250 amino acids. The record is from RefSeq and is a predicted model, not a curated record. The transcript is spliced from 5 exons. NCBI's taxonomy places the organism in Eukaryota, Metazoa, Mollusca, Cephalopoda, Octopoda, Octopodidae. Gene Ontology annotation, cellular component: mediator complex. Gene Ontology annotation, molecular function: transcription coregulator activity.